AUGCCUCCAAAGAAAGCGCAAAAGAACUCGCCCGCUACCGAACGUCGCGAGCGCUUGACCCUGGCCAAACUGGCCAGCUAUGACGAUGUCGCAACCGAUGCGCUAGUGGAUCACGCCUAUUUUUGGACCACCACCCGCAAGAACCGCACCAAGUACAGCCCUGCCCGCGGAAUCCACGAUGACGAUAUUGGGCGCAUCCUUCUCCACGAUGUCAUCGUCGACAAGGAUAUCCCAACGGCGGAACGCAAGCUGCUGGAGAUAUCAGGCUUAAAGAAAUACAUGACAAACCUCCGUAGCCCUCGAGAGAAGGAGUGGUUCCGCCGACACCUCCGCAAGUACAUUCAGAUGUAUCUUCCUGAUUGUCCGUUUGAGGUCACCACGACCAAUCGAUACAUCAUCACGCAACACGAGGCAGCGAUCUGCGCUCGCAGUCUCAUUAAAAAGGGAGAGGAGAUUAAACACCUGAGUGGAACGCUUGUGUCUAUGACUCAUGAAGAAGAGUUAGAUCUCGGCUUAACCCGCAAAGACUUCAGCAUCGUAAUGUCAAGUCGCCGCAAAGCCCCAUCGUUCUUUCUGGGUCCGGCUCGUUUUGCAAAUCAUGAUUGUGAUGCCAAUGGCAGCUUGACAACCAGGGGCAACGAGGGCAUGUCUGUCGUAGCCAUGCGCGACAUCCACGAGGGAGAAGAGAUCACGGUUUCCUACGGAGAGGACUACUUUGGCGUUGACAAUUGCGAGUGUCUGUGUCAUACAUGUGAGAGGGCUGUUCGUAAUGGUUGGUCUUCACAGGUUGACACAGAUGCAAACAGCAAAGAGUCCAGCCCCGUGUCUGAAGCUACACCUGAAGAUAGCAAUGUGAGCAGGAAGCGUAGACGCAGCUCAGACGUGGAUGAACCCGACAGCUCCUCUACUUCAAAUUGUUCCACUCCGCGCAAACGUGCAAAAUUCCAACGACAAGUUUCCAAGUUGCGAGAAGAGAUCUCGGUUUCUGAACUUGCUGGGGAAUCAGGUCCAACGAGCGGAUCAAAGAACGCCCCUAUCCUGGAAACUGCAUCAAUUCCAACUGCUCUUCUGGUGGAACCUGUGUCCAACAUGAAAAAAGAAAUCACAGAGCUAACCGCAGUGGUAUCGCCAACUGAUUCACCAACCCCUCUCCCGGUUGUCACAGGGGCGGAGGAACCAAGCUUGAUUUCCCAAGGCGAAUCAGAUGGGAUAAAUGGCACUCAUUCUACGAUCCCCACGGAUUGCGAAUCUCCAUACUCCACCGCCGAUGAAACACACCCAUCUUCGACGUCAACUACCCCCACAACUGAGGACGACAUGGGAACCAAGAUCAAGACAGAAGAGACUGUGCUGGAAUCGUCUGAGUCGAAAUCACUCUACGGUGAGGAUCGUCCUGAUGCAUCUCCCGAAGGUCAGCCAGCCACCACCCACCCCAUGGACAUUGACCCCGAAGAAGGACUGUCAGACUUAUCAAAUCCCACCAAGCUAGACGACGCCAAUGGUGCGGUUGUGGACACACCUAAAAAGCGAAAGCCUCGCACCAAGCGGCGAUUCAUCGUAGACUCCGUUGAGACCGAGUCACAAGUUGCCCGAGUCCCUGGAGACUAUACCAAGACGUCACGAUUGCUUGCCCAGAAGUACGACCGCUGGGUAGAGUGCCAGACCUGUGAUACAUGGUUCCUCCAGUCAAACUCAUAUCUUACGCGACGUGAAUGUCCGCGCUGCGAACGCCAUUCCAAGCUGUACGGAUACCAGUGGCCAUCAACGGAUAAAAGCCCGGAUGGCGAAGAACGAGUAAUGGAUCACCGCACCAUCCAUCGUUUUCUGUCCCCCGACGCACAAUCACGUAUCUGUCGCAGAGACCGCGGUGUCAGUUUUGGGAUCACCCCCACCCCCGAGCUGUCUGAUACAAACACCCCAGAAACUGAGACCAGUGAUGCAGCCGAGUCUCGUCUUGAUGCUCGGGCAAGCCGGCGUCGCACUAGAGAACUUCGCAUGAAUAUGUAA
Molecule: messenger RNA, 2007 nt
Organism: Penicillium digitatum Pd1
Lineage: Eukaryota; Fungi; Ascomycota; Eurotiomycetes; Eurotiales; Aspergillaceae
Source: RefSeq, a predicted model, not a curated record